Messenger RNA from Trichobilharzia szidati, 907 nucleotides. The record is from the annotation of a GenBank genome assembly. Lineage: Eukaryota; Metazoa; Platyhelminthes; Trematoda; Strigeidida; Schistosomatidae.
GUAUGGAAAUGAGGUGCACAGCUUGCCAAUACGCCGCAAGCGUCGAGCUGCGGGUUCACUACCAUCUACUGUGGUUGAAACUGAGGGCGGAAACUUGCUGACAACCAGCAGUAGCAUCGCCUCUACAAACUCAGCACCUGGUCCUGGCCUAAACCUCUUCACUUCACCCUAUGUACGUGUCACAAAACUUCAGAUACCAAGUCCAGCUCCAACACUUACUUCAGAAAUAGAACGACUAAAGCUGUCUGUAGAAGAACUGAAGACUGAGAUGCGGGACAUAAGGUGUAGUAAAGUUAUGAAUGCAGGAUUUUCAGAAAAUUUGGCCGAUUUAUCUGAACUAUCAACACAUAUUAGUGAUAUAAAAUCACAGGUCUGUGAACUUGCCCCUCUGAACAUCUUGACUAAGGCCAUAAACCCUGGCGAACUUGACACAGAAUCAGUAACUAAGGCAGACACCUUGAUAAACUUCAUCACAACAGAGGUUAUCAAAAGACUUGAUACUAAACUAAGUGUAAUUGUCUACAAUAUACCAGAUACUGAGGGGUUGAAAAAGGUUCAAAGCAUCUUACUUAGGGCGGCGAAAAUGCCUAACUCCCAAACAAAAUGUCACAGAUUGAAGAAGAGUCAGCACGACCACUGCUGUCCUAUACGCCUUCAGUUCGAAACGCAGAGAGAGGCUAAAAAAUUCACCAACCCACAACGUAUCCUAUUACAGGACACAAGCUACAAACAGAUAAAAGUUGUAGCAGAUAAGACAGUGAUUGAAAGGCGUGCUUACAAUCACCUUAAUAAACCAAAUGGCAAGACACCGCAAGCCACUAAAAUAGAUAUACACACUACCAACACGGUAGAACUCAUAGCCUCCCCCCCUCUCUAAUCUCACAAAAAUAGCUCCACAGAAAACGAA